Molecule: messenger RNA, 702 nt
Organism: Acaulospora morrowiae
Lineage: Eukaryota; Fungi; Glomeromycota; Glomeromycetes; Diversisporales; Acaulosporaceae
Source: the annotation of a GenBank genome assembly
AUGUGGACUGAUGAUCAAUUACGUUUAUUAAUAAACGAAAGAAAAAACAAAAAUACCGAGUAUCAUGAUAUCCCUGGUAGUAGUAGGGUAGAUUUCUGGAAUAGCAUGGCAAAUACAAUCAAUGACCGAUUCGGAACCAGUUACACGGGACAUCAAUGUAAAAAUAGAUUCCAAAAUCUUGUUAGAGAUUACAACUCAAUGUGUCUAUAUAUAGCUGGAAGUAAAACCGGAAAGAGAAGUAGGGCUGGUGAACGAUAUUUUGAAGAAUUUAGUACUCGUUUUUGGGAUAGGCCCGAAACCCCAUUUGACAGGUUGCACAAUGAAAAUAUAUCUACAAGAAGACGUUAUCUUAAUCGUACACCACCAACAUACAGAGCGACAUCAAUUUCAAGCCGUCGUGAGUUCACUACCAUUCAAAGGGAUCGUUCAGCUUCUCCCAACCAUAGAGAUUUCAGUAAUAGGAGAGAAUAUAUUAAUCGAGAUAAUACUAAUAACGUCGUAAGUAGGCCUCUGGCUGUAAAUAAUACAGGCGGAGAUUCGGGUCAUAAUGCGGAUGAUGUGAGUGGAAAUUUAAAUAAUGCGACAUACAAAUCUUCAUCUGAUUUGGCGAAUAAUAUAUCCGCGUCAAAAAAUGACAGUGAAGUUAGUAUGCGUGAUGUAGGAAGUAGUCAACCAGUAAAAGUUAUAAGUGAGGAUAGUUAG